AUGGAGACUGGUGGAAGCAGUAAAGAAACUGAACUCCAAAAUCUAAGUGAAAAAUUAGUGGAAGAUGAAGAAAAUGUGGACUUUGAUGUGCUAAGAUGGUUGAAGGUUAACAGUGAUAGAUUUCCUAUACUCUCUAAAAUGGCAAGGGAUGUGCUGGCUGUUCCCAUUUCAACUGUUGCCUCUGAGAGUGCAUUCAGUACUAGUGAUAGGGUAUUAGAUGCCAUUAGGAGUUCCUUAACUCCUAAAAUUGUUGAAGCCCUAGUCUGUGCACAGGAUUGGUUGAGGGCACCCAAUCAUCCAAUCUUUGUUGAGGAAAACUUGGAUGAUGUUGAAAGAUUAGAGAAUGAAUUGUCCACUGGAGCUGGUUCUUCACUAAGUACGGUUGGAACACUCCCAACAAUUGUUGUAAUACUUUUAUAA
This is a messenger RNA of Ipomoea nil (Japanese morning glory), 420 nucleotides long. Its product is annotated as zinc finger BED domain-containing protein RICESLEEPER 3-like. Gene Ontology annotation, molecular function: protein dimerization activity. Lineage: Eukaryota; Viridiplantae; Streptophyta; Magnoliopsida; Solanales; Convolvulaceae. The coding region runs from base 1 to 420 and encodes 139 amino acids. The transcript has 2 exons. The record is from RefSeq and is a predicted model, not a curated record.